AUGUUUCCAAACGCGAGAAUACCCGGCUCCGACCUAAACCGUUCCAGGAAGCGUGGAAACAGCUGGACAAGGCGGAGGAACGGGGGGCGACUCUUCCCCGGCUUUACCCUAGAUGGCAAGCCGCUGCUCCCUCGCCCCACGCCGGCCCCGGGGAGAGGGUCGGGGGCUUUAUCCGCGGGAACGCGUCCUCCCCUCCCGCUCGGUAAACACACGUCUGCCGCCGCUGCCGACCACCCCCGGGGACCGGCCCCAACACCCCUCCCCGCAACGCCGCCUCCACCGGCAGCGGGACACCGCGGGGGAGAGAACCUGGGCCGCGGCUGGCAGCUCGCUCCCCGGCCCGCGGCGUUGGCAGGGCCCGUUGCUGCCUGCGGCCGCGCCAAAAGCUGCGGCAGCGCCCUCAGCGCCUCGCCUCACCUGCCCGGCGGCGCCUCCCACGCCCCGAACAAUGGGGCAACGCCCGGGGGCUCGCCGCCCGCCCGGGGACUCUCCACCCUCCUUCCCUUCCGCCGCCCCGCGCCCCGCGCCCCGCGCCCCUCCGAGGGGCCUGACCGACCGCCCCGGCCACCUCCUUACCUGAGGAAGCGACCUGCGGCAGCCCCGGCGGCAGGUUCCCUUUCGUACCCCCCGCCCUCCGGCGGCGUCCUGCCCGCUCCUUCCCACGGCGCCCUGGGAGUUGUAGUUCCCCCCUGCCGGCCGACACCCAGGUUCCCCGAAAGGGCCGUUCGCUCGGGACUACAAGUCCCGGCAGCCGCCGCGCCGCGCCCUACCUGUGCCCUCCUCCCCGCAGGUAAAUCCCCUCCCUCAGCCCGGUCCCCGACCGUCUCCGCCAGCGCCGAUCUCCUACGCGCGGUGCCUCCUGGGAAAGGGAGUCCGCCGGCCGCAGACGGGCCGAGGGACGGGCGGGUCCCGGCACUGCGACUCCCGGCGUGCCCCGCGCAGCCGCGGCCAUUUUAG
Molecule: messenger RNA, 957 nt
Organism: Grus americana (Whooping crane)
Lineage: Eukaryota; Metazoa; Chordata; Aves; Gruiformes; Gruidae
Exons: 1
Coding region: 1-957 (318 amino acids)
Source: RefSeq, a predicted model, not a curated record